Molecule: messenger RNA, 3771 nt
Organism: Canis lupus familiaris (dog)
Lineage: Eukaryota; Metazoa; Chordata; Mammalia; Carnivora; Canidae
Gene: MSRB3
Product: methionine sulfoxide reductase B3
Exons: 6
Coding region: 37-603 (188 amino acids)
Biological process (GO): response to oxidative stress; protein repair
Cellular component (GO): cytoplasm
Molecular function (GO): peptide-methionine (R)-S-oxide reductase activity
Source: RefSeq, a predicted model, not a curated record
GGGAGGCGGCGGCGGACGGCGGGUCGCUGCCCUCCCAUGAGCGCGCGGCGCAGCCCCCGGCGCCCCCUCUCGCCGCUCCUCUGCCUCUGGCUGCUCGCGGCCGCGGCGCGGGGAGGCGCGCAGGCAGGGUCAUGUAGGGAUAAAAAGAACUGUAAGGUGGUCUUUUCCCAGCAGGAACUAAGGAAGCGGCUAACACCCCUGCAGUACCAUGUCACUCAGGAGAAAGGGACCGAAAGUGCCUUCGAAGGAGAAUAUACGCAUCACAAAGAUCCUGGAAUAUAUAAAUGUGUUGUGUGUGGAACUCCAUUGUUCAGGUCAGAAAGCAAGUUUGACUCCGGUUCAGGUUGGCCUUCGUUCCACGAUGUGAUCAGUUCCGAUGCAAUCACAUUCACGGACGACUUUUCCUAUGGGAUGCACAGGGUGGAAACAAGCUGCUCUCAGUGCGGGGCUCACCUCGGGCACAUUUUCGACGACGGCCCUCGUCCCACCGGCAAAAGAUACUGCAUCAACUCGGCGUCCCUGGCGUUCACACCCGCGGGCGGUGGCGCCCAGGGGAGCAGCGGGCCGGGUGGCCCGGCCGCGGGGAGCAGAGCCGAGCUGUAGGCCCGGAGCCCCGGCCCAGGGUCCUCGUGGCGCAGCUGGGUCCAAAGAAAAAUCAGAAAACAACUAAACCAAAAAACAAAACAAAAAGAAAAAAAGAAACAAAACCCCAACAACUCAGAAUUGUCUAUCUUAGAUAUAUUUUUUCAAGAACUCUAAGGGCAGUUUUGUGCUUUAGAUCUUUUUCUUCUUUUUGCUUAGACAGAGGCCUCAGGCGGCCAUGCACCUGGCCACCAGCUAGACCCAGAUGGUUUGUGGCCUCAAUGGUGGCCGUGGUCUGGGGACCCUCUUUCCCAAGCCACUGGAGUGCCGCUUGGCCUGAUUUUCUCUGAGCACGCAGCUUCUUUGGGGAUCCCUCCCCCCACACCCCACCCCUUGCUUCAGAGGCAGAAGGUGCUGGGCUUGGGAUCCCCUGGGGUGGGGGUGGCGGUGGCAGCCCAGCACCCAGAGCAGGGCACCCAGACCUGCGAGACACGAGGCCCGAGGCCCCUGCGCAGGCCUACCUGAGACAAGGGUGGACUCACGUCUUCUGAGACUUCUCAGCUUUGUGGAAAGUUUGAGCUAAGGUCGUUUAUUCUCACUAAAAGGGUGUGAAGGUCUAAAGUCUUUCCUUAUGUUAAAUUGUUGCCAGAUCUGUGGGUCGGAGUGGGGGUGCAGGGGUUGGGGGGGUGCGGUGCACUGAGUGUUGUGGUGGAGAGAAGUAAACAUUACCUCACGGGUAGGCCUUUAUUUUAUUUUAUUUUAUUUUAUUUUCCAUCGAGAACAUUGGAAUGUAGGACAACUGUAAAACGCUGAGCCCCGUUUUUGUCCCAAGUCCACAAAGAACAGCACCUGCCAUUGCCUUUUGUAAGUCGGUCCCUCCGCACCUACUGCCAGCUGCAGCCGGGAGGGCGUUUUGGUAAAUCCCACUGUGUAAAAAGAAAACGUUGGGGACAGCACACCUCAUCAAGGCAGCAGAAAUAAGAGAGCGUGGAGAGGACCAAGGAGGAGGUCCUGGGUAGGAGAAUACCCAGUGCUGAGCAGAAAAGCCCACAAGAUACUACCAGUAAUGACAGACGCAGCCCGAAGCGGGGGACCUGGGGUGUAGAGGUUCGGGUGAGCUCCGGGAGGAUGCUAGGGGUUAAAUGGAAAGACCCAGGAGCUCAAGUCCCACCCCCCCCCACCCCCCGCUGCUGUGUGACAAGGGCCAAGCCAUUGAGCCUCUCCAUGCCUCCUCUUCAUAUAUAAACUGGGACUUGCAUUAUUUAUAAAAUAAUUGACACUCUCAGGGCAAAAUUACUAUAUUGCUGUACAAUUAAGAUUUGUGUUGUAAAAUUAAACUGAUCUGGUUCUAAUUGCCUCAGAGGCUGAAGCCCAAGCAUUUGAAAUGGAAAGAAGCAGAGAGAAGGUUGACUUAGCUGAUUGGUAUGGAAACAGUUGGGCCACGAGCCAGAAAUUUUUCUUUGUAGCAAUAUGGCUGGUUUUACUCUGCGGAGCUCCGCUCAGUUGCUGUGUAACACUUGGCCCUGUGGAACGUGGAACGGCUGUCACUGUGCACAAUAAGGUUUCCACAGGUAGGACCUGCAGUGAUUUAAGAUGAUAUCGCCAGAGCUGGGUUUGAGGGUACGGUUUAUGAUUGAUAGAUAUGGUGUUUGAGGCCUUGAAUGCUAAUCCUGAAAGGCAGUUUUUAAAAAAUAUUGUAAAUCUUUGAAAGCUUAUGAAAACUGACGUCUUUCCUUGUAAGCACCAAGACAAAAAUAAGAAAGAGGGACACUUGACAAUGAGAAACAACGAGAAGUUAAAAUGAAAAGUCACAAAUCAAAGUGGCAGUGUGGUCACGUCCACAUCCUUCCAUGCGUCUACACGUACUUCUGGUGAGGCCCUGAUAAUCCAGUGACUUCACUGUCACGAAUGCUCUCACCUCACAAUGCCGGUAAGUUAUGCUCCUCAUUUCCCAGCUCCCAAGCCUUGUACCUCUAGCCCCGGGGGGUCCCUCUGGAGUUGAGAUGUAAGACCAUUGAGGCCUCGGCACGAGGACCAGGCUAGCAACCCAUGCUGACCUCACAGAGGGAGCCCCAUCAUUUCCCAGAGACCCGAGGAUCCAGUGUGGGAUCCACUAACGAAGGAAGUCUCCAGAGACUUCCCUGACACAGCAUACGUACAUCUGUCCUUUGGGGCACACAGCACUUCUCGCAUUGCUCCAGCUUCUGCCCCGGGGUGUCCUGGACACGAGCCACCGUGUUGGGGUAGACAAGGAAGAUGAAUGAGGAGCUCCUUCCCUCUCCCCAGAGAUUCCAGACUCUCAUUGUUCUCUCGUUUUUAUUAUAGGGCUUAACAUUUCCCUCAAAAAAAACAAAAAAACAAAAAAACAAAAAAACAAAAAAAAAAACCCACUUCAUUUCUAAUCCUUUGUCUUUGUUUCAAGGAAAGCCAGUUUUUCCUCCUACCACAUUUUCCGGCAUCAGCUUUAAGAAAAAUGCAACAUCCAUUGAAAAAAAAAAAAAAAAAAAGCAGGGUAUAUGCAUGUGGUUUAAUUCCAGAUUGCUUUUGAGUUUAAGUGGUAUCAACUUUCAGUAUAUUUCUGUCUUAUGUUAAAGAAAUAUAUUACUAAAACGUUGGUGAGCAAUAAUGUCAGCUGUCGAGCACUAGAUUUAUUUUUGCAGGAUAUGGAGCGCAAUGAACUGCGUCAAUAUGGCAAGGUGUAUGUGAUCUGUGGGAGUUGUGCCAUUUAACAUAGGAAAUGCACGGGACUUUCCCUCUGCACUCAGCCCUUACUGUACCAUUAGGAGAUACAGGUUUCUGCUGGUGUGUAAAACGUCCAUCCGUAUAGUCAUGCCGAAUGGAUCUGAAGAGAGCAGCAGUAUAUAUUCUAUUAGAGAACAUUUCUAUAUGUUUAAACUUCUCACUUCUUAGAUGCAUUAAAAUACUUAAGGCAAAUGACAUAGCAAUUUAAAAGCUUCUCCAUGUUCAUUGAAUUGAAAUGCCUUGCUUUGAAUGUGGAAUAUUAUGAUUAUGAAAGGGAUUAUCGUUUGUUCUGAAGGUCAACUAUUUUUGUCUUUAGAUGGCUUUGUAACACUUUUUCUCCAGAUAACUCGGAACUUUUGAAAAAUGUCAUGAGAUUUUCAUUAAAAGGACCCUUUUCCUAUGUUUAUUGUAUACAGAAAUUAUGCAAUAAAAUUUCUUUAUAAAAAA